This is a messenger RNA of Trichoderma asperellum CBS 433.97, 1326 nucleotides long. RefSeq lists its product as uncharacterized. Gene Ontology annotation, cellular component: cytoplasm. Gene Ontology annotation, biological process: proteolysis. NCBI's taxonomy places the organism in Eukaryota, Fungi, Ascomycota, Sordariomycetes, Hypocreales, Hypocreaceae. The record is from RefSeq and is a predicted model, not a curated record. Gene Ontology annotation, molecular function: metalloaminopeptidase activity.
AUGGCAGCCCAAAUUCCCACUGAAGCUCUCAAGGAGCUGAAAGUGGCCGACGGUACCCAGCCGGCUGGCCAGGCUGGUAACGCGGCCAACGGCCAAGCCGAAGAUGCACACGACGGCGAAGAUUCCGAGGACGACGCUGAGGACGCCACUCCUGCGCCCGGCGCGGCCAAGAAGAAGAAGAAGAGAAAGCCCAAGAAGAAGAAGAAGAACCCCACCAGCCAGACCGAGCCCCCUCGUGUCAUGGUCAGCCAGCUGUUCCCCAACAAGAACUUCCCCAAGGGCGAGGAAGUCGAGUACAAGGACGAGAACAACUACCGAACCACCAACGAGGAGAAGCGCCACCUGGACAACCUCAACAGCGAGUUCUUGGCCGACUACCGAGAGGCUGCUGAGAUCCACCGACAGGUGCGACAGUAUGCGCAAAAGGUCAUCAAGCCCGGCCAGAGCCUGACCGAGAUUGCCGAGACCAUCGAGGACAGCGUCCGCGCACUGACGGGCCACUCCGGCCUGGAGGAGGGAGAUGCCCUGAAGGCCGGCAUGGGUUUCCCCUGCGGUCUGUCCUUGAACCACUGCGCGGCUCACUACACCCCCAACGCGGGCAACAAGAUGGUGCUCCAGCAGAACGACGUCAUGAAGGUGGAUUUUGGCGUCCACGUCAACGGAAAGAUUGUCGACUCUGCCUUUACAAUGGCCUUUGAGCCCAAGUACGAUCCUCUCCUCGCGGCCGUGCGAGCGGCCACCAACGCUGGUAUUCGCGAGGCCGGCAUCGACGCCCGCGUUGGCGAGAUCGGCGGCGUCAUCCAGGAAGUCAUGGAGAGCUACGAGGUCGAGAUUGACGGCACGACCUACCCAGUCAAGAGUAUCCGCAACCUGACGGGCCACACCAUUCUGCCGUACAGCAUCCACGGUACCAAGGCCGUGCCCAUUGUCAAGAGCAACGACCAGACCAAGAUGGAGGAAGGCGACGUGUUUGCCAUUGAGACAUUUGGCAGCACGGGCAACGGCUAUGUCCGCGACGACGGCGAAGUUUCGCAUUAUGCAAAGGUUGGCGACGUGUCGCACGUCGACCUGCGAUUGAGCUCGGCCAAGUCCCUGCUUAAUGUGAUUAACAAGAACUUUGGAACGCUGCCGUUCUGCCGACGAUACCUCGACCGCCUUGGCCAGGAGAAGUAUCUUCUCGGUCUCAACAGCCUGGUGCAGAACGACAUUGUCGAGGCGUACCCGCCCUUGGUUGAUAAGAAGGGCUCGUACACUGCUCAGUAUGAGCAUACUAUCCUUAUUCGACCCACCGUGAAGGAGGUCAUCAGCCGCGGAGACGAUUACUGA